This is a messenger RNA of Mangifera indica (mango), 573 nucleotides long. RefSeq names its product calvin cycle protein CP12-3, chloroplastic-like. The record is from RefSeq and is a predicted model, not a curated record. Gene Ontology annotation, cellular component: chloroplast. Gene Ontology annotation, biological process: negative regulation of reductive pentose-phosphate cycle. The transcript has a single exon. The coding region runs from base 12 to 476 and encodes 154 amino acids. NCBI's taxonomy places the organism in Eukaryota, Viridiplantae, Streptophyta, Magnoliopsida, Sapindales, Anacardiaceae.
AAACUCCCUCCAUGGUCACUGGUUUUCAAAGAAGGAAACAAGAAAGAAAACGAACGGGUGAGGAUAUUGAAGAGUCAAUGGCAUCUUUGGCUGCGACGGCAACCGUUCCAAGAACAUCGUUCUUGGCUUCGAGAACUUGUUUUUGUUCAAAGAAAAUAAGUAUAGCAUCGGUUCAACAACAGAAGAAGGUGCAAGGAAGGAAUACGAGUGUGAAAGCGACAGGUAUGGCAAAGUUCAAGGGGACGCCUAUGAGAGAGAAGCAACUGACAGAGAUGAUCGAGCAGAAAAUGAUUGAAGCUAAGCAAAUAUGUGAGGGAGAUCUAACCUCUGACAAAUGUAAAGUUACGUGGGAUGAGGUGGAAGAAGUGAGCCAAGCCAAGGCGGAUCUCAGACGCAAACUUGAGAAGCAAGAUCCUCUCGAAUUCUUUUGCCAAGAAAAUCCUGAGACUGACGAGUGCCGUAUCUAUGAAGAUUAGAUCGACGCAUCGUUUUUCUUUCCUCAAGUAUUGUAUGUUGAUUAUUAUCAUAUAUAGUGAAAUGCAAAUUUAAGAACACUGCUAAUCUUGCAGAAGA